AUGCAUCUGGGCGUUGUAUUGCGACGUCGACGAGGGUGUAUUCUUGCGUUUCUGCCAGUUUGCGUAUGCUGGUACGAAGGGUUCGCUCCAGAAGACGCUAGUGCAACUGAAAACACUGUUAUGGCGGGAGACAGCGGGGAACGCGCGAAACCAACUCGCUUUGCAUGCAAUAUCCACGCUACCGAAAGCAACGAAAGCCCGAUAUUUGAGCCCUUCCGCAUUGGCAAGGAGACUCUCAGUUUGCCCUAUUCCUGUGCAUCGUACAUAGCCGCGGCUGCUGGCUGGGCUGAUCGCAAUGCCUGCUGCGACCUCUGUAAGCAGAACAAGCAGGGGGCGUUCAAGUUCCAUCUAAGCGCAAAUUUAGCCCCCCUUCGUGUUCUUGUGAUCUCAAAAGAGCUAGCCAGAAGAAAAUGGACGCCAUUGUCAAAUUCAUUGACGGCGAGAGCAGCCACGUCGGGUUCCCAGCACAAGGGCAGCAAAGGCGCUUCCAGGUUCCGAGUCAGGGUUUAA
Messenger RNA from Beauveria bassiana ARSEF 2860, 510 nucleotides. RefSeq lists its product as uncharacterized. The record is from RefSeq and is a predicted model, not a curated record. The coding region runs from base 1 to 510 and encodes 169 amino acids. NCBI's taxonomy places the organism in Eukaryota, Fungi, Ascomycota, Sordariomycetes, Hypocreales, Cordycipitaceae. The transcript has 2 exons.